Messenger RNA from Cyprinodon tularosa, 3069 nucleotides. It is a transcript of the gene ddx21, whose product is annotated as DEAD (Asp-Glu-Ala-Asp) box helicase 21. The record is from RefSeq and is a predicted model, not a curated record. The transcript is spliced from 16 exons. Lineage: Eukaryota; Metazoa; Chordata; Actinopteri; Cyprinodontiformes; Cyprinodontidae. The coding region runs from base 81 to 2345 and encodes 754 amino acids. Gene Ontology annotation, molecular function: RNA helicase activity; RNA binding; ATP binding.
CCACCCUUUCCGUUCCUUUCCAUCCGCGUGCCCGUAGGUUAGCCUGUGUCCACGUCGAGGGUUUCCAUCAGGGAAGAGAAAUGCCAUCAAAAAUCAAGUUUGAAAGUUUGGAAGAAGCAACAGAGAAAGCAAUGGACACUGUCGAGGAGGUUGAAACCUUCAAGGUGGAAAAUAAGACCAAGGAAGGUAAGAAACUGAAGAAGCAGAAGCAGCAGCAGUCAGAGGAACAGGAGGAGGAUCCAGACUGUGAUCCUCCUGCACCAAAGAAGAAGAAGAAGAAAAAGGAAAAGCUGGCAGCGGACCAAGUUAACGGCCACAUCGAUGAGGCUGCUGAUGUAAACGGAAACAGUAAUGACGUUGAGUCACCAAAACAGAAAACCAAAAAGAAAAAGGAAUCAUCAGAGAAAAACAAGAAGCAAAAGAAAGCAAUCACUGAGGCAGCAACCAAUGGACAUUCCACACCAAGCACACCAGCCCAGACCCCUACACAGACCCCAUCUCAGUCAAGUGAUGACUCAGCCAGUGACAGCGAAAAUGAGCUGACACCAGAGCAGAGAGAAGGAGCUUUCUCUAAUUUCAGAAUAUCUCAAGCCACCAUAGAUAAACUGAAAGCUCGGGGAGUCUCCUACUUGUUUGAUAUCCAGGUAAAGUCAUUUAAUCCUGUGUAUGAUGGAGAGGAUGUUAUUGCCCAAGCCCGGACAGGAACAGGAAAAACGUUCUCCUUUGCCAUACCGCUGAUAGAAAAGCUCCAGAAUGGUGUACCAGAAAAUACCAGAGGUCGCCCUCCUAAGGUUUUAGUCUUGACUCCUACCAGAGAGUUGGCCAUCCAAGUCACCAGAGACUUCAAAGACAUUUCCAAGAGACUGUCUAUUACAUGUUUCUAUGGAGGAAGCCCAUACAAUCCACAGAUUGAUGCCAUUCGUAAUGGAAUUGAUAUUUUGGUGGGAACGCCUGGUCGCAUCAAAGAUCACCUUCAGAACAACAAACUCAACCUCUCCAAACUGAAACAUGUUGUUCUGGAUGAAGUGGACCAAAUGUUGGACAUGGGGUUUGCAGAACAAGUUGAAGAGAUAUUGAGUUCAUCGUAUAAGAAAGACAGUGACACCAACCCACAGACCCUUCUGUUCUCUGCUACUUGCCCUCCAUGGGUGUAUGAUGUGGCCAAGAAAUACAUGAGGCCAGGCUGCAAGCACAUUGACUUGAUUGGCAAGAAAACACAAAAGGCUGCAACAACUGUUGAGCAUUUGGCCAUAGCGUGUCACUGGAGUCAACGUGCUGCAGUGAUUGGAGAUGUUGUUCAGGUGUACAGUGGUAGCCAUGGCAGAACAAUCGUCUUCUGUGAGACCAAGAAGGAGGCUAAUGAACUGGCCAUGAAUGCAUCCAUCAAACAGAGUUCCCAGUCCCUCCACGGUGAUAUUCCACAGAAACAAAGAGAGACGACUCUUAAGGGUUUCAGAAAUGGUGCAUUUGAGGUUCUCGUUGCCACAAACGUUGCAGCCCGUGGAUUAGACAUCCCAGAGGUCGACUUGGUGGUCCAGUGUUCUCCACCCAAGGAUGUAGAAUCGUACAUCCAUCGUUCAGGGCGAACGGGACGAGCAGGCAGGACUGGAGUCUGCAUCUGCUUCUACCAGAGGAAGGAAGAGGACCAGCUGCGCUAUGUAGAGAACAAAGCAGGCAUCACUUUCAGGCGAGUUGGUGUUCCGACUGCCAAUGAUAUCAUCAAAUCAUCGAGCAAAGAUGCUGUCAGGUUUCUGGAUUCUGUUCCAGCAACUGCGAUUGAAUAUUUUCGGGAAUCAGCAGAGAAGCUCAUAGAAGAGAAGGGAGCAGUAGAUGCUCUAGCCGCUGCUCUGGCUCAUAUUUCUGGAGCCACAAGUCUAGAGCAGAGGUCUCUACUGAACUCUGAUGCUGGUUUCGCAACAAUGCAGAUGCUGUGUUCUCAGGAAAUGCAUAAUCUCGGUUAUGCCUGGAGAACCAUUAAAGAACAGCUGGGAGAGGACUUUGAAAACCACAUUUACAGAAUGACCUUCCUCAAAGGCAAAAUGGGAGUUUGCUUCGAUGUCCCAGCUGAUAAAGUCAAAGAAAUUCAGGAUAAUUGGACAGACGGUCGCCGCUGGCAGCUGACUAUAGCCACAGAGCUCCCAGAGCUUGAGGAGAAGCAGUUCUCCAACCGCGGAGAAAGAAACUUUGGUGGUGGGAACAGAGGAGGGUUUAGAGGUGGGAGGGGGCGCGGCUUCGGUGGAAAUGGUGGGCGUAACAACAGCUUUCGAAAUGGUGCCGGCGGAGGAGGCUACAGCAACAGUAGAGGUGGACACAAACGGACCUUUAGUCAAGCAUUUGAGUACUGAUACGCCAAGCUAUUGAUGUUUGAUGCCGAUGGAUUUUAUUGACUAUCAUUAGAAUCAACAUGAUUGGUGAAAAUAUUUCUGAUAUAAGAUAUCAGAUCCACAUACCAUAUAAGCAAAAACUGCAUCCUUUUGCUACAAGUGGGAGAAAUGCUGAGAUUUUUUGUUUGCCAUUUUAAUACCAUACCGUGAUAUUAUAUCACUGCUGUUUGUAAUUUGGUUCAUUAUUUUAUAAUGUAAAAACAUUUCUCAAAACCCAUUAGCAAAUAAUUUGCUAGUUUUGUUUUUCAGUUAAUAGACAUAAUAAUAUAAUCCUUUCCAGUCCACUAAAGGUUUGAUUGUGUCACCUUCUCUUAUUGGCUGUUUUUCCUUUUUGUUCUGACUGUUUAGGGAACAGCAUUUAUUAAAACUUUUCCCCUUAACUAUGUAAAGGCAACUUUACCAACCAUCUAUAACCAGGGUGCAGAUCAGCUUGUAAUUUGUAAGAUCAAACAUACCGUGCCGUAUAGCAUCCAUGUCUGCCAUGUGGGAUCUGUAUGGGUGGAGGACACCGAAUUAAGCUGGUAGAAACUUUUACAGCAUUUUCAGUCAGGUUUCUGCAUUACCAUCAGCUGAAACGUUUAUCCUUACAUGUUAUGUGCAAUGAUUGCGUUGCAAUUGCUUCUAUUUAAGAACUGUACUGCUUCCAUUCAUUAGAAUGAAACUUCUUAUUAAAGGUCAAAUUGUA